AUGACCCGGGCCUUUCUUCUUCUUCUUCGGGGGGAGCCGCAAGAGGCUCUACUCACAGAAUGUGAGUUCGAAAAGCUCAUCACCGCACAGUCCGUAGGACCUCUCAUCCUCAAUUAUGUGUUCGCCACGGGCUUCAAGUCUGCUUUUAGCUUAGCCUUGACCUCGAAGCGGCUCUGGGUUAUCCUCGCUGGCAGCGUUAACUAUUUCGACUUCUACGCCGGCCGCCUUCAAAACCUUGGCCCGUCGGGUGUCUUUGUGAGCGUCACUCCCGAGUUUACCCUCCAAGAAAUGAUGGCAACCCGGCUUACGGAUCCUUAUGGAUUCAAGGCAGCCACUCCCUUUACGGACUGGCAUAAUGCCGCCAUCACCAGAGAAGAAGAUGCUGUAAACACCCUGUUCAUGGUGCGUCAACGACUCCGUGCUGAAGCAAAAAAAUCGAAGAACGGGCCGCAGCAGCCGAUUCCAGCGUUUUUGGACGCGAUCUUCAAUCAGUCUACCCUAAGGGCUAUCCUCGCCCUCAAGGACAUCGAUGCCAUCUUCAAGGCGAAUCAGUUCGUCUCCCUGCCGGCCGACAGUAUAUUCGAGCCACAGAUGAUUUAUGCUGCAACGCGCCUGCAGCUUCUACUGAUCCAAAUUUACAACCAGCGCAACAACAUACAGGUCCUCCACCUACAUAAGACGCCGUUUCUGGACCGACGCGUCCUCGCGAUAGUGCUACGAGCCUGUCCCAAAAUCAUAAUGCUGGGCGUAUACAACUGCCCGUUGAUUCAUUUUGGUGACCUGGUCCCAAUACUGGACCUCAUCUACGAAAUCAACGAGGAAAGAAGGCUCAAAAAUAUGCCACUUAUCGCAGGAUUCGACUUUUUCCCGAGUUUUCAUCCGGGUUUGACUGUGCCCCAAGCCCAGUACCCGAUAUACGGCCUCGCGCCCGACUCCAUGGAUUUGGACAUUGUCCAAAGAGGUGUUUACGCCAUUUUGCUGAAAGGAUAUCUGAAGAGUCGGCACAUGCGGCUCAAGCUGCUGUUCGAGCCGGGCAGGGCGCUCAAAGCGUUCUUGUUCCGCCUUCCAAACCCGCCGCUCAGUAUGGCAACCUUCUUCGACGGCCUCUAUCGAUACCUGGAUGGCGAAGCAUCUUUGGUGCAGCGCCGUCAAGCUCUCUUCGACUUGACCAAGCCAAUACGCCUUGGUUUGGAGCAGAAUCUCGACGACGAAACUUGGUCCCAGGAGGAAAUGGGCCGCUACCUUCCGUUUUGCAGCUCUUGCGGCUACGAGAUGCUGUACGAGCUGUUCCCCGUCGGAACUCGUCGGGUCUACCCACAACGGCGGAUAUGUGCAGCCUGCAGCCUGCAAGAUCUACUCGACAGACAGCCGCAUGACAUGCGCGACUGGAAGAUUGGCAUGCUGGCCAAGAUCAUGCCAGACUGGGACGGAAAGGUCUUCAACAGGGAUGCGCCCAUCGGCCACCAAACGUCGCCCGGGAGCGACUUGAUGCACCUUCAAACUACGGCGGCAUCGCGAGAAGAGGUGUCGCCUCUUCACGUCGGGCCAGAUGGCCAGCUGGCGGCGACGCGCCACGUUAUCCAGCUCCUGCGGGACAACAAGUACACGACAGACUCCCUCCAGAAUCUGCCCUCGCUGCAUGAUCUGGUCCAGGACCACGCGGCUUUUGACGGUCGGUGGGCAGAGCUGUUCAACCGCUGCAACGAAGCAGACAUUUACAUACGCGCUCGGCGACGCCUCCUGGACGAAACGAAGCGGAGCGAUCCUGAUAAGCCGCUUUCAAAGGCACCCAGAGACUGUAACGGGGAAAUAUGGCACAGGCCAAAGCAUGCUCGAGAGGUACAGAGCUAUAAUUACUUGUCGGCCGCCCAAUUUCACGCGGCUUCUGAAUUCAAGGGCUGGUGA
This is a messenger RNA of Akanthomyces muscarius, 1905 nucleotides long. RefSeq lists its product as uncharacterized. The record is from RefSeq and is a predicted model, not a curated record. The transcript is spliced from 2 exons. Lineage: Eukaryota; Fungi; Ascomycota; Sordariomycetes; Hypocreales; Cordycipitaceae. Bases 1 to 1905 code for a protein of 634 amino acids.